Dicentrarchus labrax (European seabass) is the source of this 6871-nucleotide messenger RNA. RefSeq names its product ATPase phospholipid transporting 11C (gene atp11c). Bases 516 to 3971 code for a protein of 1151 amino acids. Gene Ontology annotation, biological process: phospholipid translocation. NCBI's taxonomy places the organism in Eukaryota, Metazoa, Chordata, Actinopteri, Moronidae. Gene Ontology annotation, cellular component: recycling endosome; endoplasmic reticulum; plasma membrane. Gene Ontology annotation, molecular function: ATP binding; magnesium ion binding; ATPase-coupled intramembrane lipid carrier activity. The transcript is spliced from 31 exons. The record is from RefSeq and is a predicted model, not a curated record.
GACGUUAGUGGGUUGCUGCUGGAGUAAAAAAAAAAAAAAACUGUUUGACAGGGAGGUGAGGAGACCUGGCACACGGGGAUCGGAGACAGAAGUUAAGUUCUCAGUGUGUCUGUGGCAGUUUCCGAGUCAACGGGGAGGCUGACUUGAGAGCGACAAAUGAUCCGUACGAGUCUAAGCAACAGGGCACGGAGCGAUAUGUCAGGGACUGUUUCAGUCUUGAGCAGAGGAAGGCGCGACUAGUACACCGCAACGCGGAAAAUAUUGAAGGGGGGUGAGAAUGCGAAUGGUGCGAAGAUACCGAAAUCAAACAAAAUGGAAACGAUGUAGCGUCGCUGCGGCAUUUCAUAUAGCUAGAACUAACGUUAGAGUAGAGAACAGAUAGCUAAAGGAGCUAGCAGGUUAACUAACAUACAUGUAAAGUUAUUCCCCGGAGAAGCUGAAAGCAGAGCCCGGAGGCGUCUGUUGAAUCGGAGGAGUUCAUCAGUACUGCGAAAUCCAAGAAGAUAAACGAGAAGAUGCUACGGAGAAGGCUGAACCGUUUGCUUGGCGGUGAUGAGAGAAGAGUAGACAGUAGGACUAUCUAUGUUGGUCAUCGGUCGUGUUCCGCCACUGAGGCUUUCAUCCCACCCAAGUUCUGUGAUAACAGGAUUGUGUCCUCCAAGUAUACAGUUUGGAACUUUCUACCAAAGAACCUGUUUGAACAGUUUAGAAGAAUUGCCAAUUUCUACUUCCUUAUCAUCUUCCUGGUGCAGGUGAUAGUGGACACCCCCACCAGCCCAGUCACCAGUGGCCUACCCUUAUUUUUUGUGAUCACAGUAACCGCUAUAAAGCAGGGCUAUGAGGACUGGCUACGGCACAAGGCUGACAAUGAGGUGAAUAAGUACCUAGUGACAGUGCUAGAGGAUGGCGGGAGGAUUCAGAAGGAGAGUGAGAAGAUCAAGGUUGGAGAUGUUGUGGAGGUGGAGGAAGAUGAGACUUUCCCCUGUGAUUUAAUACUCCUGCAGUCUAGCCGAGACGACGACACAUGUUUUGUUACCACAGCAAGUCUGGACGGAGAGUCUAACCAUAAAACACACUACACAGUGCCAGACACAGAGAAGGAUCUGGAAUCUCUCAACGCCACCAUUGAGUGUGAACAGCCACAGCCUGACCUUUACAAGUUUGUUGGCCGUAUGCACAUCUACAAAAAUGAUCAGGAGCCUACAGUAAGGUCUUUGGGCCCAGAAAACCUUCUGCUGAAAGGGGCAACUUUAAAGAACACUCAAAAAAUCUGUGGUGUUGCAGUUUACACUGGCAUGGAGACAAAGAUGGCUCUCAACUACCAGGGCAAGUCUCAGAAACGCUCUGCUGUGGAGAAGUCUAUCAAUGCCUUCCUUCUGGUUUACCUUUGCAUUUUGGUGAGCAAGGCCCUUGUGUGCACUACACUUAAGUAUGUGUGGCAGAGCAAGCCCGGACAGGAUGAACCGUGGUACAAUGAGAAAACCCAGAGAGAGAAGGAGACCAAUCUAUACCUAAAAAUGUUCACUGACUUCCUGUCCUUCAUGGUGCUCUUCAACUUCAUCAUUCCGGUGUCCAUGUAUGUGACGGUUGAGAUGCAAAAGUUUUUGGGAUCCUUUUUCAUCACAUGGGACAAGGACUUCUUUGACCCUGAAAUCAAGGAAGGGGCACUAGUCAACACCUCCGACCUCAAUGAGGAGCUGGGACAGGUGGAGUAUGUCUUCACAGACAAGACGGGCACCCUCACUCAGAAUAACAUGGAGUUCAUUGAGUGCUGCAUCGAUGGUUUCCAGUACAAGUACCGGGAUGCAAGCUCAGAGUUGGACGGAUUCUGUGUCACAGAUGGACCUGUGAGCAAACUACAGCAGAAAGCUGGCAGGGAGAAGGAGGAGCUGUUUCUGCGUGCCCUGUGUCUGUGCCACACAGUCCAGGUGAAGGAGUCUGCAGAGCAGGGUCAAGGCCAAAGGGAUGGACUGAUAGACGAGGUGGAUGGCCUAGGGGUGGAUGGAGAAGUUGUCCAUCCUCUGCAGGAGCAGAGAGGCUUUAUAGCUUCCUCACCUGAUGAGGUUGCUCUGGUCAAGGGUGCCAUGAGGUAUGGCUUCACAUUUCUGGGUCUUGAAAGCAAAACCAUGAAAAUUCUCAACAGGAACAAUGACGUUGAAAUGUAUGAACUGCUCCAUGUGUUGAACUUUGACCCUGUGAGAAGGCGAAUGAGUGUAAUAGUCAGAUCCAAAUCAGGUGAUACACUGCUCUUCUGUAAGGGAGCAGACUCAUCCAUCUUUCCCCGUGUCAGACGGGAGGAGGUCGAAAGGAUACGCAUGCAUGUGGAGCGUAAUGCAACAGAGGGCUACCGGACACUGUGUGUGGCCUACAAAAUUCUCAGUGCAGAGGAGUACGCCCAGGCCGAUGCAGGAUUGAGGGAAGCUAGACUGGCUCUGCAGGACAGAGAGGAAAAGCUCAUGACUGUUUACAACCAAGUGGAGACCGGCAUGAGUCUAAUAGGAGCUACUGCUGUAGAAGAUCGGCUUCAAGAAGAGGCAGCAGAGACCAUGGAGGCUCUGCAGGGGGCAGGCAUGAAGGUUUGGGUCCUAACGGGGGACAAGAUGGAGACGGCAAAGUCCACCUGUUAUGCUUGUAGAUUGUUCCAGAGAAAUACAGAGCUGUUGGAGCUGACGGUGCGUACUCUGGAGGAUGGAGGAAGGAGGCGUGAGGAACGACUGCAUGAUCUCCUGCUUGAAUAUCACAAGAAAGCUGUACAGGAUGCACCACCAGUUAAGGCAGGCGUCACCAGGAGCUGGUCUUCGGCAGGCCAGGACUAUGGUUUUAUCAUAGAUGGAGCCACUCUCUCGAUGGUGCUCAACUCCUCCUCUGAAUCCAACUCAAAUCGCUACAAGAACCUGUUCCUGCAGAUUUGUCAAAACUGCACAUCUGUGCUCUGCUGCCGCAUGGCUCCUUUACAGAAGGCACAGAUAGUUAAAAUGGUGAAGAACUCUAAAGGAAGCCCAAUCACCCUUUCCAUCGGAGAUGGUGCCAAUGAUGUCAGCAUGAUUUUGGAAGCUCAUGUUGGCAUUGGUAUUAAGGGUAAAGAGGGUCGGCAGGCAGUGAGGAACAGUGAUUAUGCCAUCCCCAAACUCAAGCACCUCAAGAAACUUUUGUUGGCUCAUGGGCAUCUCUACUAUGUUCGCAUUGCACACCUGGUGCAAUAUUUCUUUUACAAGAACCUUUGCUUCAUCUUACCUCAGUUUUUGUACCAGUUCUUCUGCGGCUAUUCCCAACAGCCCCUGUAUGACGCGGCCUAUCUGACGAUGUACAACAUCUGCUUCACCUCUAUGCCCAUCCUGGCUUACAGUCUCUUGGAGCAGCACAUCUGCAUGGAGGUUCUGCUGGACAAUGCUACCCUCUACAGAGAGAUUGCAAAGAAUGCCAUGUUACGGUGGGGACCGUUCCUCUACUGGACUUUACUUGGAGUCUUCCAUGGUUUGCUCUUCUUCUUUGGUGUUCGAUUUUUGUUCAGUAACCCAGCACUGCAGGAUAAUGGCCAGGUUUUUGGGAACUGGUCAUACGGAACAAUUGUCUUCACUGUCCUGGUCUUCACUGUCACACUAAAGCUUGCUCUGGACACAAGGCACUGGACAUGGAUCAACCACUUUGUAAUCUGGGGCUCCCUGGCUUUCUACGUGUUUUUCAGCUUCUUCUGGGGAGGAAUAAUAUGGCCUUUCCUGAGGCAGCAACGUUUGUACUUUGUGUUUGCCAACAUGCUGAGCUCGGUUUCAGCCUGGCUGGUCAUCAUUUUGCUCAUCCUGCUCAGCCUACUGCCAGAGAUCCUGCUUGUGGUGUUCCGCAAACCCCGCGGGCCCCACGCUCGACAGAAGAAGCCAGUUCAGUCAAGCGCGGGGGGCCGCCAGUCUCCCCGGUCUUCGGCCAGGCCCCUGCUCAUGAGAACCUUUUCAGAUGAGUCCAAUACUGUCAUUUAAACAGCUGUCAGAGAACGGCCUGCUACAAACAUCCAGAUUGCAGCUGUCACACCACUAUCCUACAAGCACCUGAAGGAGCGCGAGUGAAAGGCAACAAGGACUUGCAACAACGGUGGCAUCAGCUACUUUCAGGGUAUGGUGCCAGUCGGGUCAGAGCUGUCUGCCAUCCUGCCUGAUCUGGAAAGAGAAGGAGAAGAAAUGGAGGGGAAAAAAAUAAGAAGAAAAAGAGAGAUGUACUGACUGGGGGGAAGGGAUAAAAAGGGGUUUCGCAGUCUUUUGACUGGCGCCUUUGCUCCGUCCUCCUCUGUCCAAUCCUAACAUCUCCUAACGCAUGCCUGCAGAGCAGUGCCCUGCAUUAUUUUUUAAAAUAUCUACUCAGAUGACAGGCAUGAGUUUUCUUUCUUUUACUUCUUUUAAAAAAAAUACUAGCUUACAAAUGAAUGCAUACAUGGCUGCCUUGUCAGUAGCUCUACCCAACUGCUGUGUUUUAACAAGCAGCUGUAAUAUCCACUCCAAGAAUGGUUCACCUGCAUGAAUGAAGGCUCGAAUGAAGGCUCAAAAGAACGCUUCACUCCACUGAUGUUCAGUCACUGUUUUCGGCAGAGUUUUUAUUAGGACACAAUUAUUGACACACCACUGUCAACGGUAAAUGGUUAUUCUACUUUAUUGCACUUUUCAACGGUUAUUCUUUAAAUGGUAAUCAUAUGUUUCAGGAAAUACACUCAUCCAAAUUAUUCAAGAUGAAAAGUUACAGAUGGUGAUUUCAGUUCUGCUCAAAUCAGCAUACAGACUGUUAGAACGGGUUUCUGGUUUAUAGAUUAUUUUGUGAUUAUUUGUGUCUAAAGAUGAUUCUCUAUUAUAUACUAAGGUAUAAGAUGCGUUAAUCGAGGCCAUAAUACCACUCAAUCCAAAAAGUGUGUGUGUAUGCAAGAUUGAGAGAUAGAGUAGAGAUGUUCUGGCAAUGAAACAUUGCUCGGAGCGUGACCUAAAUCUUCCAACCUCAGAGAUAAUUUAAGAGUCCAUUUAAGAUGAGAAGAUUAAUAUAUGUGCUGUACUGUAUAUAGCUUAGAGAUGUAUGAUCCGCUCAAAGCCAAAAAAGACUAACGUAAGUUGAUCAGAUUCUGUCCACACUAGUGUCUGAAAGUGACAAGUCGGUGUGUGUGUAAGUGUGUGUGCCUGUGUGUUACAUAUGUGCGUGCAGCUGUACUGGAUGAGAAAUGCCAGAAACGCCUGCGUGUCAUGAAAACCGGGAUUACUUGAACCUUUAUUGAUGUAGUUCGGUUAGACAUUUCCUGCACUAUUAAGGAACCUGGUUUCUUCAUUGCGUAGAUGGUCACUAAGGCACAUGAGUAUAUGCCUGAGCACACAAACACACGCACAUAUUCGAUAGACGAGAACAAUACACGCACGAUAACCACACACAUUGUACACAUAAAUGCGCACAUGCACUAAAGCCUAAAUGAGGUAUUUAUGUUUGUUACCCAUUAUCUAGUUCACGUAUUUAAUCUCAGGCAGGCUAAAUUUGGAGUGUGAAGAGAAUCAACUCCAGCCUUGCUGAGUCAGCAUAGUUAACGCCACUGUGAGGCUUCACACUCAGUCUCCUUCCUUUUGUUUUUGGUCAGAUGUGCUGACCGACAGGACGAUGGAGUGGACUGUUUGGUCUUUUGUUCCUUCCUUUAACUUUUUGUGUGUAGUGCUUCAUACAUUCCAUUUAAACAUGCCAUGUUUUCAAACACCUUUAGAUACUGUUUUGUCAUAUUUUCUUCUUCUUUUUUAUUUUCCAAACACGUAUUGUGUAUUUCACAUAUUUAUUGUUAAGUGUACUUUUAUUCACAAAUGUUAUACUUUUAUUACAUAGAUCUUUUUUAUUGUGGAGAGUGUUCAGCUUUGUGCCAGUUGAGUUCGUCUGUGUUUCUCCAGCCCUGAUGUGAGCCCGUGCCAAUACCAUUUGAUAGUCUUUGUCAUACAUGCAAAGACAGGCAGCCCCCCAAUACACUCCCAACAUCCCCAAAUCAACCUCUGAACCAAUGUCACUCCACUUGCCAGGUUAUUUUAACUCUUGGUUUGAACUAAUGAGUACAUAUCACUAUGUAUAUCAUUUAUGUUACAAAUAGUAUGUUUUUAAAGUGUACCUUUUCACUGAUUCCUGCUCAAAUAAUAUCUCCAGUAUAGUACUUUCUAGUACUGGCCUUGUAUUUCACUGUAACCUGACAUAUUUGAUCUGCAUCAUCAUCUGCAGAAUGGCUCAUGCAGUCAUAACGCCAAAUUGAGAUUUUAAAAAUUAAGUUAAUGUUGAUUUGUUCUUAAUAAAUUGGAAAAGUGUACAUGCCUUUCAGCAACAUUUUCUACUUAAGAGUAAGUCUGCUUUUCUGAUGUUAGGAAAGGGGAGGAGGCUGUUCUCUACUCUGUGACAUGCCACCUCCAGACUGCACUGUGCCGGAGAUACCGGAUGUAAGAGGACACACUGUAGGAGAGGGGCUGCCUGCUUUGUUAACAAAUGAAAAACCUUUAACUGACAUCAGAGAUGCUAUUUUCAGAGCUUAAAAAUAUCUUGGAAUCUAAUGUUUUGCCUGUCUAAAUGAAAAGUAUAAAAGAAUGGAUUGUAUUUUUAAUGCAACCUUUUUCCAGCCACUUUUUUGUAAUAAAAUCAAAAAUGUCCAAAAAAAAGCACGAGAGGCUCUGUGGUUGUGGACGCUGUCCCUGUCUGUGAGGGGGUGGAGGUGGACGACUUCAGGCACCUCAGCAGCCCUGCGUCAUACAGCAGGGACACCUCUAAACCUCCAGCCCUUUGGGUCCCAGCCUCAACACUCCAAACCUCCAAGCUGAAUGUACCUCUUUGAAACAAGUAUAUUCAAAACCUGAAGAUUUUCUGUAAUAAAGCAGAAUGUUUUGAAGAUAAA